Messenger RNA from Morchella sextelata, 420 nucleotides. RefSeq lists its product as uncharacterized. Lineage: Eukaryota; Fungi; Ascomycota; Pezizomycetes; Pezizales; Morchellaceae. The coding region runs from base 1 to 420 and encodes 139 amino acids. The record is from RefSeq and is a predicted model, not a curated record. The transcript is spliced from 5 exons.
AUGAGAACCAAAAAGAUCUCGACAGUCUUUUUUCCUGCUUGCAAUAUUUGCCACCACCAACGCCCAUGUACGCGUAGUGCCCAACCCCAACCCAGGCCGAUAGUCAAGUUACCAUCGAGCCACAUCACACAUCUCAAAUUCCUGGCACUGAGACAUGUCCUAUCACUGCCAGCACGGCAUCGAUUUCCCCUCACUGUCUUGGAGACGCACAUCUUGCUUCCCCUUCCUUGUGGAAACGAGCAAACAAUUACACUUUGCUGCAAUGAUAUCUUUGCGAGGAUCAAUUGGUGCACAAAGGAGCGCUCACUGGUCGUUGGCUCCGAGCUCAUAGCAGAGGAAGGUGUCACGGAAUGUCACGCACUUUGGGGCGCGUACUCUGAUUGGCUGUUGGAGAUUGUAUGGAUGUUCCCCAUAAUAUAA